Helianthus annuus (common sunflower) is the source of this 3008-nucleotide messenger RNA. Its product is annotated as 1,4-alpha-glucan-branching enzyme 2-2, chloroplastic/amyloplastic. Bases 191 to 2704 code for a protein of 837 amino acids. The record is from RefSeq and is a predicted model, not a curated record. Gene Ontology annotation, cellular component: cytoplasm. Gene Ontology annotation, biological process: starch metabolic process; glycogen biosynthetic process. NCBI's taxonomy places the organism in Eukaryota, Viridiplantae, Streptophyta, Magnoliopsida, Asterales, Asteraceae. Gene Ontology annotation, molecular function: 1,4-alpha-glucan branching enzyme activity; cation binding; hydrolase activity, hydrolyzing O-glycosyl compounds. The transcript has 22 exons.
GCCACUAAUCAAUAACUUUUAGCUACCAAAUAAUAAAAUAAACCCACAAAUCUCCAUGCAUUCACGGCCGUAGAACUCACACAUGCUGAUCAUUCUUCUCGGGUUUCCUGGCGCCUAGAACUCUGUGACCCCAUACCCAUUUCUAUUGUAGAUCUGAUCGAUCUGGGUUUACCAAGAAGAAGAAGAAGAAAUGGUUUAUACGCUUCAUGGGAUUCGAUUGUUGCAUCCAAUUCCGUCAGUUUGUUAUCGUGGUAGUGAUCGGAGGAGUGUUGUUGCUGCUUCCAGGCGCUGUUCGUUUGAUCGGAGGUUUUUAGGUGGAAUGUCAACGUAUGAAUCUGUAUCCCCUUCUUUAAUAGUUGCUGCAAAAGAGAAAGUGGUUGUUGUUUCUGGCAGCCAAAGGGAUGUUGGCGUUUCUUCAACCGAUCAAUUGGAAGCCCUUGAUGAAGAUUCCAAAAUAUUAGAAGGCGAAGAGACUCUGGAUGAAGAACAGGACGAUGAGACGAGUGAGAUUACAUCAGCGGUUUUGGUUGAGGAUGUUGCUGUUACAGAGGAAGAAACUUUACCUGACCUCGUUAUUAGCAAAGAAAGCGAGGCCGUCCAACAAACAUCCAUUUCUCCACCUGGAGCUGGACAGAGAAUAUACGAGAUCGACCCACUUUUGGGAAAUCAUCGUCAACAUCUUGAGUACCGAUAUUCACAUUACAAGAAGAUGCGUGAGUCAAUUGACAAGUAUGAAGGUGGUUUGGAGGCGUUUUCUCGGGGUUAUGAGAAGUUUGGUUUCACUCGCAGCGAGACAGGUAUCACCUACAGGGAAUGGGCACCUGGAGCUAAGUCUGCUUCGCUUAUUGGAGAUUUCAACAGCUGGAAUCCAAAUGCUGAUGUCAUGACCCGGAAUGAAUUCGGUGUCUGGGAGAUCUUUUUGCCGAACAAUGCUGAUGGUUCUCCACCUAUUCCUCAUGGUUCUAGAGUGAAGAUACGUAUGGAUACCCCAUCUGGCAUCAAAGACUCGAUUCCCGCUUGGAUAAAGUUUUCUGUACAGGCUCCUGGUGAGAUUCCUUAUAAUGGAAUCUACUAUGAUCCACCAGAAGAGGAAAAGUACGUGUUUCGACAUCCUCGGCCAAAGAAACCGAAAUCUCUUAGGAUUUACGAAGCACACGUAGGAAUGAGUAGUACGGAGCCGAUGAUCAACACCUAUGCCAACUUUAGAGAUGAUGUUCUCCCUCGCAUCAAAAAGCUCGGUUACAAUGCUGUCCAGAUCAUGGCCAUUCAAGAACACUCAUAUUAUGCUAGCUUUGGGUACCAUGUGACAAACUUCUUUGCACCUAGCAGUCGUUGUGGGACUCCGGAUGAUCUUAAAUCUAUGAUAGAUAAAGCCCAUGAGUUGGGAUUGGUUGUUCUCAUGGAUAUUGUACACAGUCAUUCGUCAAACAACACUUUAGAUGGUCUAAAUAUUUUUGAUGGGACGGAUAGUCAUUAUUUCCACUCUGGAGAACGCGGUUAUCAUUGGAUGUGGGAUUCUCGCCUUUUCAACUAUGGACAUUGGGAGGUACUACGAUAUCUUCUUUCAAACGCAAGAUGGUGGUUGGAUGAAUAUAAGUUUGAUGGAUUCAGAUUUGAUGGUGUGACUUCUAUGAUGUACACACAUCAUGGUUUACAGGUAGCCUUUACCGGAAACUACAACGAGUAUUUCGGGUUGGCGACCGAUGUUGAUGCUGUGGUCUAUUUAAUGCUGGUUAAUGAUCUCAUUCAUGGGCUCUUUCCCGAAGCCAUCUCUAUUGGUGAAGAUGUUAGUGGAAUGCCAACGUUCUGCAUUCCUGUACAGGAUGGUGGUGUGGGGUUCGACUACCGUUUGCAUAUGGCAGUUGCUGAUAAGUGGAUUGAGCUUCUCAAGCUGAGGGACGAAGAUUGGAAAAUGGGGGAUAUCAUUCACACACUUACCAAUCGAAGAUGGUCUGAGAAGUGCGUUUCUUAUGCUGAAAGUCAUGAUCAAGCGUUGGUUGGUGAUAAAACUAUUGCAUUUUGGCUUAUGGACAAGGAUAUGUAUGAAUUUAUGGCACUGGAUAGACCAUCAACUCCCCGUAUAGACCGCGGUAUAGCAUUGCAUAAAAUGAUCAGGCUUAUUACAAUGGGAUUAGGCGGAGAAGGAUAUUUGAAUUUCAUGGGAAACGAGUUUGGGCAUCCCGAGUGGAUAGAUUUUCCGAGAGCUGAUCAGCGUCUCCCUGAUGGGAGAUUUAUACCUGGGAAUGGUAAUAGCUUCGAUAAGUGUAGGCGUAGAUUUGAUCUGGGGGAUGCAGACUAUUUAAGGUAUCGUGGGUUACAAGAAUUUGAUCAGGCAAUGCAGCAUCUCGAGGGAGCUCAUAAUUUCAUGACAUCACAACAUCAGUAUAUAUCACGGAAACACGAAGAAGAGAGAGUAAUCAUAUUUGAAAGAGAGGACUUGGUUUUCGUCUUCAACUUCCACUGGUAUAACAGUUAUUCAGACUACCGUGUCGGCUGUUUACACCCUGGAAUGUAUAAGAUUGCCCUAGACUCCGAUGAUCCGUUAUUUGGAGGCUUUGGUAGACUCGAUCAUGAUGCUGAAUAUUUCACCUUUGAAGGAAGCCAUGAUAACAGGCCUCGAUCGUUCAUGGUGUACGCGCCUGCCAGAACUGUGGUGGUUUACAAGCUCAUAAGGGAUGAUACACCCGCGACUGUUGCCAAGUAAGUCUACUUGUUGCAUAGACACGUUAUGCAGAACUGUCAUGGUUGUCCAUUGAGGAAGUGGCAAAUGAGCAUGAAAGAGAGAAUGAGAGUGACGUAUGAUUCAGUCGUGCUGACAAGGCUCGGGCUGAAGGAGUUUUGAUAUAGUCAAGUCGUUUUUAGCUUUAAUAAACUGCGAUAAACGCAGUGUUCGGGUAGUUAAGAUCUCUGUUGCAGUGUACAGGCUUGUAAAACAGAUGUUUUUGGACUGAUUGUAGUUUAUACAUCAAGUAAACUUUUUAGUAAAUAAAUAAAGGUCUUUUUUAAUA